Oppiella nova is the source of this 767-nucleotide messenger RNA. The record is from the annotation of a GenBank genome assembly. NCBI's taxonomy places the organism in Eukaryota, Metazoa, Arthropoda, Arachnida, Sarcoptiformes, Oppiidae.
CAGCGGCCGAUAUACCGACCGGCACUUCGGGCGCCUGUUGUCUACUAAAUGGUUGUUAUAUUUAUAUGUUUGGCGGUUAUAAUGAAGAGGGAAACUCUAACCAACUCUACAGACUUAAUGUGAGAACAUUGAAAUGGAAACUAUUGAACCCAUCGGGCAAUAGACCGGUUGCCUGUGAUAAGAGUGUUUGUUGGCAUUACAACCAAAGAAUUUAUAUAUUCGGUGGUUAUGGCUGUAUCCCAGACACUGAUGACUAUAAUUAUCAGUUUGUUUUCGACCCGAAAUCCCAUUGGCAUUACAAGAGAGGAUGGAAUAAUCAAUUGGUUUAUUACGACAUUGAAGGCGACCAAUGGGUUUGGCCUCACGUUGAAGGCAUAGCACCCUUACCUCGUGCAGCACACGCCGCAGCAAUAGUCUCACAUCAAGUCUUCAUUUUUGGUGGAAGACAUCAAGGAUUGCGAAUGAAUGACAUCUACUCUAUUGAUAUGAGACAAAUGUCUUGGAAUGAAGUCAUGGCUUAUGACACAAAUGAAUCCAUUGUACCGAUCGGCAGAUCGUGGCAUUCAUUCACUCCUUUAUCUGACCAACAAAUAGUAUUAUACGGAGGAUUCAGUCAAGAUAAUAGACCUCUCAGUGAUUGUUGGAUAUUAGAUAUCCAGUCCAUGACAUGGAUCAGUAUAAACUUACCAUUCAAUAAGCCUCGUCUCUGGCAUUCGGCCAUUGCAUCGCCGUUUGGGGAAAAAUACCAAAGAUGUCGGUUUAGUUGA